Aptenodytes forsteri (emperor penguin) is the source of this 1563-nucleotide messenger RNA. It is a transcript of the gene FAR2, whose product is annotated as fatty acyl-CoA reductase 2. Bases 16 to 1563 code for a protein of 515 amino acids. The transcript is spliced from 11 exons. Gene Ontology annotation, cellular component: peroxisome. Gene Ontology annotation, molecular function: alcohol-forming very long-chain fatty acyl-CoA reductase (NADP+) activity. NCBI's taxonomy places the organism in Eukaryota, Metazoa, Chordata, Aves, Sphenisciformes, Spheniscidae. The record is from RefSeq and is a predicted model, not a curated record. Gene Ontology annotation, biological process: long-chain fatty-acyl-CoA metabolic process.
GAACAAGAAAGCACCAUGUCUUCAGUCUCAGCUUAUUACAAUGGAAAGACCGUACUUAUCACAGGAGCUACAGGUUUCGUGGGCAAAGUACUGGUGGAAAAGCUUCUGCGCUCCAGCCCUGACGUAAAAGCAGUUUAUAUACUUGUCAGGCCAAAGGCUGGACAAUCAAUGCAAGAGAGAGUGGCCAACAUGUUGAAAUGCAAGGUCUUUGACAGGGUCCGAGAAGAUUGCCCUAAUUUCCACGAGAAGAUUAAGCCUAUUAAUGCUGAACUCACUCAGCCCAAGCUGGCCAUCAGUGCUGAAGAUGAGGAGGAGCUUCUGACCCGGGUCAAUAUUGUCUUCCACUGUGCAGCAACGGUUCGCUUUGAUGAACCCCUGAAACAUGCCCUGCAACUGAAUGCAAUGGGCACGCAGCGGCUCCUAGAGCUGGCCCGGCAGAUGCAGAACCUCGAGGCCUUCAUCCACAUCUCCACUGCCUAUGCAAACUGUGUCCGGAAGUCCAUAGACGAAGUCAUCUACCCACCCCCAGCUGAACCCAAGAAGCUCUUCGAUUUAGUUGAGUGGCUGGAUGAAUCUAUCAUUCAAGACAUCACACCCAAGCUGCUUGGGGACUGGCCCAACACUUACACCUACACCAAAGCCUUGUCAGAAUACCUGAUUCAGCAAGAGAAAGGAAACUUGAACAUUGCUAUCAUCAGGCCAUCCAUCGUGGGAGCUAGCUGGCAUGAGCCUUUCCCAGGUUGGAUUGACAACUUCAAUGGAACAAGUGGAAUACUUAUUGCGGCAGGCAAGGGGAUUCUGCGGACCGCCAUCGCCAACAAUGAAGCGGUGGCAGAUAUGAUUCCGGUAGACGUGGCCAUCAACUUCACCCUUGCGGCCGGGUGGUACACUGCUGUGCACAGACCAAAAAACAUGUUGGUGUACAACUGCACAACAGGUGGAAUCAACCCUUUCUUCUGGGGAGAAAUGGAGCAGUAUGUCAUGUCCACGUUCAAAAGGAACCCGCUGGAGCAGGCCUUCCGAACACCCAACGCUCACUUGACAUCCAACUACUUGAUAAACCAGUACUGGAUAACUGUCAGUCACAAGGCACCAGCCAUACUCUACGACCUGUACAUGAGGCUCACAGGGAGAAAGCCCAGAAUGAUGAAGAUUAUCAAUCGACUGCACAAGUCUAUGAUGCUCCUGCAGUAUUUCUCCACCCAGUCCUGGGAUUGGUCUUCAGAUAAUAUGAAUAUGUUAAUGAGUCACCUUAACACAGAGGACAAAAAGUUAUACAACUUUGAUGUUCGUCAGCUGCACUGGUCAGAAUACAUUGAAAGCUACUGCCUAGGCGCUAAGAAGUACUUGCUGAAUGAGGACAUGGCUGGCAUUCCAGCAGCAAAGCAGCACUUACGAAAGCUGAGGAACAUCCGAUAUGCAUUCAACACCACCCUCCUUGUGAUCAUCUGGCGCAUUUUCAUUGCAAGGUCACAGAUGGCUCGAAACAUCUGGUACUUUGUGGUGAGCCUCUGCUACAAGUUCCUUUCCUACUUCAGGGCAUCCAGCACCCUCAGGCACUGA